UGUCAAUUGGAAAGCUCCAAUGUUAUCAUAACACCAUUACCGGCGUAAUUGGCGUCUGCGCUGACACGUCAAAUGCACGUGUUGUGCUCCAAUCAGCCGUACAAUGUUUGUAAACAAGUAAUUGCCGUUGUUGAGCAAUACCAAAACAAGUCCUGCGCAGACGACGCCAGGAGACGGCAACAAGUUGUUGGAAAUUUUCCAAUUCCAGGAAUUUCGCAGAAACUCAACACAACCUUUGGAGCUUUCAACACAGUCUCAAGGCUUUAUAAGCUACGAGCAUUUUCGUGGACUUGAAAUUUUAUCAGUUGCUGUGCAGACCUGCAGUUGUAAAGACAUCUAAACGGAAAAACCAAAGUGUGGAAAAUUGUUUGUAUAUACACCAAUACAUACAUAUUUAUAUAUACCAAAAAUGCAUAGUAGGUUAAUGCUGAAGUUCAAAGAGACUGAAAAGUAUAUGUUGCAAGUAAUUUAAAGGUCCUGAAAAGUAAUAAAGCCUUGGAGGAAAAGUGUAUAAAUUCGUAGAGCAAAAAUCUUAAAAAAGAGAAAAUUACAUAUGUAUGUGUUAAAUUUUUCGAGUAAUUAAAAGCAUAGUCAUAAUUAUGUCGUGUUUGUGAGUUUCCAAGUAAGUGAAAGUAGUUUUUCAUAAAAAGAAUUGUGGCAGAACGUUGAAAAUGUUACGAUAUUGGCUUGAAUUCUCUGUGGAACACGAAAACUCGCUUAAACAUAUAAAAUCUAAUAGUCACACAUAAGUCAACAAAAAAAUAUUAAACUCAAUCUUCGCAGCCUGAGCAGCUUCAUCCGUUGCUUGCAGUUACACAAGGCCAUCAGUUUUUAAGACAAUAAAUUUUAAGCAAAAACGUGUAAAAUGGCUGAACACCAAAAACUAUCGUUAUGUCCACGUCUGGUGGACUACAUGGCUAUUGUGGGUGCACGCACAACUCCGCCCAUGCCGAAAGGAUUGGCCGGCAAUAAAACGCCUCCCGUACAGAUACCGGAAUUGUUGCGUCGCUAUCCGCCCUCAGAUCACAGCGACUUUCCACUACCCCUAGACAUGGUGUACUUCUGCCAACCCGAAGGCUGCACCAGUGUAGGACCGCGGCGCACAGGUUCAGCUAUACGUGACAUGACGUCAUUUGUAUUUGCACUUACCGACAAAGAUUCGGGCAAGACACGUUAUGGCAUCUGUGUUAAUUUUUAUCGGCCCAUUGAACGACAUACAGCGAAUGUGGAUCGAGGAGCUAUGAGCGGCAACCACGGUGUUGCUGGACUAGGACAAAGCACAAGAGGUCGGCGGAGCUCUGCUUUCCGACGUGAGUCCUGGCGCAAGAGUAUGGAGCGUAGCUCAGACUCAGCUUUUAGUAGAACACAUGAUGCUAAACGGCGUAUUUCUUGUAAUAGUUACGGCCUCUUAACUUCUUCUAGCGACUACAGAAGUAACGUCGCUCCAAGUGAUUCGGAUCGUGAAAUGACAUCACGACGUGAUUCGGAUCCGCCGAAUCAGCAUCACUUAGCGCAUGGCGGGCACGGACACAUGUCACAGCAACAGCAGCAAAGUUAUCCACAGCAAGUACCCAAACUGGGUUUGAUGGCGCCAUCUGCGGAUUCGGAAUCGGGCGGCAGCCACUCGCCGUCGCCACGUGCCUCACGUAAACGCACGAAGCUACGCAAUCAAUCGCUCACCUCGUUAUGCAUCAUCUCACAUCAUCCGUUCUUCUCGACAUUUCGAGAGUGUUUAUUCAUACUGAAGAAGCUGAUCGAUGCCUGCAAUGAGUCGUCAUCGCCCAAACGUUUGGGCGCUUCACAAAAGCAAAAUCGUGACAAUGUUUGGACGGUGCUCACUGGUCAUGCCAGCGCCGAAGCUACCUCGUCCAUAGUAUUGCACGAUGUGCGCGAGAUUGAAACGUGGAUCUUGCGUUUGCUCUCCACACCAGUACCUGUACCGGGCUCUACACGCGUUGAGGUUGAGGUGCUCUCACCCACCGUGCAUGAGCCGCUGCUCUUCGCAUUGCCAGAUCAUACACGUUUCUCGCUUGUCGACUUUCCGCUGCAUUUGCCGCUGGAGUUGCUGGGCGUAGAGACGUGUCUGAAGGUCUGGACCUUGAUCAUGCUGGAAAAUAAAGUGCUGUUUCAGUCACGUGAUUAUAAUGCGCUCUCCAUGUCGGUAAUGGCAUUCGUCACAAUGCUCUAUCCAUUGGAGUAUAUGUUCCCGGUGAUACCGUUACUGCCGACAUGUCUGAGUUGCGCCGAACAAUUGUUGCUGGCUCCAACACCGUUCGUGAUUGGUGUGCCAGCAACAUUUCUUAUGUACAAAAAGAAUUUCCGCUUGCCGGAUGACAUCUGGGUUGUGGACUUGGAUUCAACAAAGUUAUCACCGCCAACUGGCGGUUAUGAAGAGAUACCACCUCUGCCAGAGCCUGAAGGCACUAUACUCAAGAAUCACCUGAAACAAGCUAUGCAACUUAUGGAUGAAGCUGGACUCGGUGCGCUAUCUUCUAUGUCAGCUUCCAAUCAGGCCAUUUCAGCACAACAGCUCAUGCCGUCGGUGCGUGACAGUCUCACAGAGCCAACUUUACUGGGAGUCUCGCAAGUCCGCUUGUCUCUACAGUCGCCCACACAGUCAGCGUAUGCAAGCCAACGCAGCUCGAUGUCGGCACAAGGUUCGCAUUCGAGGCAGCCGAGCCCAAUGAAUUCCCCUGCAUUGAAUCCAUUUAUUUAUGGCACUGAUGUUGACUCUGUGGAUGUCGCUACGCGCGUCGCAAUGGUUCGAUUUUUCAACGCGCAAAAUACUCUCGCCAACUUUGCCGAACAUACUCGCACAUUGCGUCUUUAUCCACGGCCGGUGGUCGCAUUCCAAAUCAACAGUUUCCUACGAUCACGUCCACGUGCAACACAGUUCCUUAAUCAGUUUGCACGCACACAAGCAGUAGAGUUCCUCGCCGAGUGGUCAUUGACACCCACUAAUGUUGCCUUCUUGCGCGUACAAACUGGUGUAAUGGAUCCAGCUCAGGUUGGCGAUAAGCCCAAAUGGUUUGCACAUCAGCUUACGCCUAUACGGUUUUCGGUCUGGGAUGAUGGCAGUUCACUCAAUGGUGCCCUACGUUCAUUGAAACAGUUGGAAUGUCAGCCAACCGAUGAAAGCGGUUCCGACUCAGAAGGCGCAGAGAGUUCAAGUUCCUCUUAUUCCUCGCUCAGUGAUUUUGUUUCGGAAAUGGUAUCGUCAGAUCUGUCGCCGAGUAUACAUGAUGUUUUCGGUGCACAUAAUCGACCACAUAAUGUGCCACAAACACUUUCAUCAAAUCUAGAUCCCGCUUUGGUUUACCAUCCACCUAGAACCUUACAGUAUCCAGAAAGCAUGUCUAAGAAAAUUGAAAUUAGCGAAGAUGAGGAAGCGCAACGCGCUAUAUCGCCAAUUUCGUCCUCAUCCAGUCGUUCGGAUCUAAGUUCGCCCAGUCGCGAUUCUGAAUUCGAAUUUCCAACUAAAUCAGCAACUGGUCCUUUCGAUUUAGCAGCGCCUGCGGCACAACGUCUUGAGGCGACGUUGCGUGCUGCAAGUAUUGAUAACGAAACUAAUGAAGCAGGAGAGCCAAGAAAAUCUCCGGUAUCUGCACAUAAACAACAGCUACAACAUCACCAGCAGCAGCGUCAUGCUGGCGAAGCAGAUCACACCGGCGUUGACAAGAAGCGUCCGCCUCCAAUAACACCACCAGUGUCCAAUAUUCUCGCACGUACCGGCAGUUCUGGUUCAAGCUCGAGUAGUCCUGGCAGACAGGGUUCACAAGGUUCACUUUUCGAAAAUUUUGCUUCGCACGCAAAGGAACUGGUGCGCGAGACAACCCGCCAGAGCAGUCAGGAGGGUCUCUUAGCUCAAGUGGACAAACAACAUUCAAUGGAAGGUAGUAUACCCGAAGAGUUAGAUGAAAAAGUGCGACACACUUUUGAAAAGUUUACCUUGCACGCUAAGAAAGCUGCCGGCGAAGCAUCUAAGCAAGCGUUAGAAGUCUCCAAGCAGGCUGCGGGGGUCAGUAAGCACACCUUCGAUGACCUAACCUACGUCAGCAAGUCAACGAUUGGUGAUUUAACGAAGACAGCCAAAGAAGCUGCUACCAAAAAGGGCAUAAUAAAAGUGGAUGAACAACAACACAUAGUGGGACAACAACAAAUUGCUACCCAAAAGCAAAUGCAGAGUUCGGGUGGCAACUUCUUUUCAUCUAUUGGCACCGAUUUCAAUGGACUGGCCUCAUCGACAUCCACCAUGUUUUCGGGCAUGUUCGGUGGCAAGAAAAAUCAGCAAAAGCAACAGCAACUACCGCACCCACAAUAUAGCAGCGGCAGCUUGCAGCAAAAAGCCAAGUCUGGCAUCAAUUUCGAUCCCUUUCCCAGUCGCAAAGGUCUGGUAGAACGCACACCACUUAUCAAACAUUCCGGUCCGGGGCAGACGCAGGAAGAUAUUACGCGCCAACAAAAUCAAGAGCGUUCACACAGCAAUACGGAAAAUCAGGCUUUCCUCAAAGAUGUCACCACGCAGGUUUUGGCUGGCGAAGGUGUUGGCUGGUUAAAGAUGAAUCGUUUCAAAAAGCUCAUGGAAGAUGAGUCGUAUCGCACGCUGGUUCUUAGUAAACUCAAUAAGACGCUGGACAAGAAAAUCAUGCCUGAUGAUCACAUAGAUGAUGUGUGCGUACCCAAACCGGUUUGGAAAGGUAUGCUAAAGUGCUUGCAAGCGCUGACUGCAGGGUUUGAGGUGUCUUUUUCGAACUUCGGCCUUGGCGGCAUGGCUUCGAUAUUUCAAAUGAUGGAAAUCGCGCACACACAUUACUGGAGUAAGGAGCUUAAUGAAACUACCGACAUAUCUUCCAGUUUGUUAUCCAGUCAUGCCACUAGCCCUAUGGGCAGUCGUGAGAAUUUGCGUUCGCCCUCCAGUCCCAUGGAUUCGCAUUCCGGUUUAGGCAGUGAAUGGGCUUCACCACAAGAGUCACGAAAAGGUUCUUCGCAAAUUGAUCGUGUCGGUCCAAUGAUUAAUACAGCCGCAACCACGGCGGCAGCCAGGCGUAUGUCAUCUGCCGACAGUCAGGACGGACAGUCGACAACGGAAAUGUUUAAGGAUAUGUUGGUGCAGAAACGCACAGCGCUGCUAAGCAAACUCACUUCAUUUGACUCGGACGGUGCCGGUUCCACAGGUGCUCUAUCGGUUGUUAGUGACCUACUGCCAGGCGGUAGUUUGAAUGUACGUAUGCCCGCUAGUUGUCGUUCAACGGUAUCCGAUACCGAAUAUGAAAAUACUACAACCUCGAAGGAUUCGAAACGAAGCUCUGGUAAUAUUUGGUCCGGCAAAUCCACGCUCAGCGCCGGUUUUCGCUAUACAGGCGGACAUCUAAUUAACACAUCUUCCUCGCCAUCGCCGGACAGUCCAAGAGUCUACCUGUUCGAAGGUUUAAUUGGGAGGGAUCGUUCGAAUUUGUGGAAUCAAAUGCAAUUCUGGGAGGAUGCUUUCUUGGAUGCAGUGAGUCAAGAGCGUGAUAUGAUUGGUAUGGAUCAGGGACCCAUCGAAAUGAUGGAACGCUACAAAUCAUUGAGCGAUGAGGAACGCAAACGCUUAGAGCACGACGAGGAUCGGCUACUCUCCACAAUGUUAUACAAUCUCACCGCCAUACUUGUAAUGCUUGGUGUAAACAAAGAGGAGAUUCGACGGAAAAUCCGACGCCUUCUGGGCAAAAGUCACAUUGGUUUGGUUUAUUCGACCGAAGUGCAUAAUGUUGUAGACCAAAUAAAUAAUCUUAAUGGCAAUGACAUCGAUCUAAAACCGCUCGGUUCGAGACUGCUGCAUCGUCAGAGUUUCACCGUACAUCCCGGUUCAGAUAAUAGCGGACCGCUGCUCUUUAUGGAAGUGCGCGACGACGGGCUAGUGGUGCGCUCUGUCGACGGCACAAUUGUCGAACGCUGGUUUUAUGAGCGUCUGGUUAACAUGACGUACUCACCAAAAACUAAAGUACUCUGCCUCUGGCGCCGCAACGGCGGACAGAUACAACUCAAUCGUUUUUAUACGCGCAAGUGCAGAGAAUUGUAUAACUCUAUCAAGGAGUCCAUGGAACGCAGCGGUACGCCGAAAAAUGUGCCGGAGUUGGGCGGUGAGUUCCCGGUGCAAGAUAUGAACACCGGUGAGGGUGGCCUUUUACAGGUGUGCUUAGAGGGUGUUGGUUUGUUGUUUGCCAAUAGCAAGUUUUUCGUGCGGCUGGAUCACAUACGAAAAUGCUUCACGCAGAUGGGCGGCAUUUUCGUGCUGGAAGAGUACAACCCUAAAACACGGCAUCUUAUUCAACGAAAAUAUAAAUCAACUUUGGUGCCAGUUGAGCAUAUGCUAAUUUAUUUCACACGCAUACUCUCAAUCGCUUACGAUUUGCACCUCCAAAAACUGCAAACCGGCGCAGUAGUAGUAUUUGAAGAGCCCCUGAUAGGUGUUGAAUCGAUAGCUGAUCCACAGGUGGAAGCUAAAGAGGUGGCCGAGGUUUUUGAGCAGGUAAAAAAUGUUGAGCUAACUACAGCUGCUGAGCAGGUGGAAACUGAUGAGCAAACUAAGGUAGAGGUGAAAGCUACGGAGCAAGUGAACGCUACUGAAGAGACGAAAGCCACUAUGCAGGCGAAAACUAAAGUGCAAGUUGUAGUUACAGAUCACGUAAAAAUUACUGAGCUGGUAGAAGAUAUCGAGCAGGUGAAAGCUAUUAAGCUAACUAAAGUUACUGAGCAAGUGAAAGCUUCUAGAUCGACCGGAGCUACUCAGCCGAUGGAAGUCGAUGAGCAAACGAAAGCUGUAGAGCGGGUGCAAAGUACAGAGCAAGUAGAAGUUACUGAGCUGGCGAAAGCUAUUAAGCUAAUUAAAUCGACGAAGGGUACUAAGCGAAUCGAAACUGACGAGCAAACAGAAGCAGCUGAGCAGCCGAAAGCUAUUGAGCAGGAGAAACUUACUGAGCAGAAGGGGGUUACUGAGCAGACGAAAACUACUGAGCAUUUGGAAGUUCUUGAAAUGGAGAAAGCUGCUCGAACAGCGAAAGCUACUGAGCAGGCAAAAGCUAAUGGGCAAGCGAAAGCUAAUGAUCAGGUGAAAGCUUAUGGGUAGGCGAAAGCCCCUGAGGAAGCGAAAGCUCACGAGCAGGCAAAAUGAAAUAAUCAGAUGAAAGUUGCCGAGUCUAUGAAAGCCAUUAAAGCAGUCGAAAACUACCAAACAGUCGGAAUCAACGGAGCAUGACGAAUACUUGAAAGCAAAGCUUGUGGUGCUACGUUUAUGGUCACGAAUUAGCAGGAAUUAAAUAAUAAAAGAAUUUUCAAACUGUGAUAUAUCUGAAAAGCAACUAGUAUAAGAUAUCUGCAGUCCACAUCCUACGUAAAUUUUUGAAAUAAAACAUACGUCACUAUAUAUACUUAGUAAAAGCAAAUAUGUAAAAAUUAAAAACCUUGCCUCAUUUCGUGCCGAGUUUAUUUUAUUCAAAAUUAUACAAUUCACACACUGAAAACAAAAUCUAAAUUAUUUAAAAAUUAUAUAUAUAUUAAACCUAGCUGCCUUUUAAUGCCAAGGAAGUAUAUAAAACAAUCACAAACAAGGUCUUAUAAAUUUUUAUACCCUAAAAUAUUUUUUAAAAUUAUGUAAAAUAAAGUUGAACAAAAAUCAAUAAGUUUUAAAAAAAUAAUAUAAUUAAAUAGUUUGCAUGACUGGUGUAUAGCUUUUGUAAAUACGAAUAUUGAGUUAUUAUUAAAUAAAUGCUAUUUAAAAUUGAUUCUAAAACUCACACAAGAAAGCUAAAAAUGUGUUUCUUUGUAUAAAUGUGUACAUAAGUGUUUGUGCACAUGUAUCUUCGUACAUAUAGGUACAUAUGUAUGUGUGAGUUUGUAAAUGUAUAUUACGAAAAUUUCUAAGUGUUUGUGAGCUCAUUUGCAUUUCUACUAUGGAAAUUUAGAAAGUACAUAUCAGGGGACGGAUUCAGUUUAAUUCCGAGCACUAAAUUUUUCUCUGUUCUUUUCUACCAAGUUUUCGUAUUAAUAUUAAUAAAAUUUAUAUUUUUACAAAAAACAGUACUUUUAUUAUUAUUCUUCAGCAGCACAUUUCAUUUGCUCAACUUUUCAUUUCUUUCACAAUAUUUGUUACUUUUUUAAGCCGUUCUGAUUCGGAACUAAAUCAUGAAACAAUAUUUUCGAUCUGUCAUAGCUGACAGACAUGGUGUUCAAUUAUAAUACUAAUUUAAAAUAACAUCACUGCUAUUUUGGAUGUUCCUUAUAGGUUUUAUACGAGUAUGUUUUCGUAUCUAAACUAGUUCAACUUUUCUCUUUUUAACCUCUUUCAGCGAUAGUUCACUUUACUGAAAUUUAUAUCACUCUCUAAAAUUUGUUUAUUCUGCAGUAGCUAAACUUCUCUAUGCUUUUAUUAUUUCGACAUUAGCCGUCUCUUAAUGACUUCUAUAUGAUUAUUAUGUAUUAUUAACGGAUUAUAUACCUGAAGAUGACUUUUAAAUUGUGAAGAAAAGUAUAUUUUACAAAAACAAAGAGAUCAAAGACCAGACAGAUAGAUAGAUGUCUAAAAAUCAGUAGUUUUGAAAAAUUUUCUUAAAGUUGCUUUAAUAUGUUAGUGGUUUUAUGGGUUGGAAACUAGAGGUCUAAUUAGUUUUAAGAGUGAUAUUAACCUUUGAGAGGUGGUUACAAUUCCAAGCAACUUCUAAAUUAAAGCGUUGGUUCACUAGUAGGCGCAAAGUUGAGACUAGAAUUGUGAUCUAGUAGUUUCACAAAAAUUUAGUUUUUAAAUCUUGUAAAUGGUUUAAAAAUGUACAUCAAGUCUAAUUUCUGAAGUUUUCUCUUCUCAAGCUAUUCUUUGAGGUCUUAUUACAUUGGCUACUCAGCUAACCUAAAUCGCUAAACUGUGUACGUUUUUGGGAAAAGAUUCAACAUCAAAAAUUAUUUAAUUCAAACUCAGCAAAGCACUGCUAUUCAAUUUUAUGGCUAUAUACCUAGUAAAAGCCACAUAAACCACUUUGAUAAUAUUUUCGAUGGCCUCAUUAUAUAAUAUGUUAAUCAAAUUUUAAGUUAAAAGCAUUCUUAUACUUACGUUGAAAGGAAUUAAUGGAUAACUAUUUGGUUGAGGUCUGGGAGCAAUUAGAUUAUUUUUAUGUUCAUCCGCUCGCCUAAAUUUUUUUCGAAAAUAUCGUUUACCUUUUCCAAUAAUACUCGCAUUCGCUUGCUAAAAUUGAAGUCAAAAUAUUGGGAUCUUUUGUUAAUAAUACACUCAGAGAGCAAAUUAAGUACUUAAUAUACUCGAAGAUAUGAGAUGAAAUUACUCUCAAAAAAAAAAAUAAAUAAAUGGUGAUCCCACUGAUAGUGGUCGGCAGAAGAGGAACUGCGACUGGGAGGGUAAGCACGAAAAUAAAGACACCCAGUGAAAACUAUGUACCCUUACAUUUUGAGAAUUUUUUUUGCUCUUUCGAGUAACAAGCAUUUCCGUGCGUCUUUUUCAUUUCAUAUAUUUUUCGUUCAAAGAAAAUAUAUUGGACCCUAUAAACCUAAACUUUAUUGUUCUUAAAUAACCUCGAACACAAAAUGUAAUUCAUAAAACCAAAAGGCAUUCAUAAUCAUUUAUAAUUCUGCGCAGAACAAUUUGGACUUAGCAGCACGACCAUGCCCGAUUUUAUUUCGUCGCCGUCUAAAGAACGACUGAACGAAAGAGCGUAAGGGUAUGUGUGAAGUCUGCUAGCACAAUUGUGCUAUACAAUGACGAGCACUGUUUCGGCGAGCAUCUUCUGUUCGAGCGUUUUUAAGGCAGGGACUUGAUAUCCUUUAUUUCAUAUUAUGUUAUCUUCUGGGUUGUGGAGCAUGUGGAUAAAAACGCCUGUUCUGAAGAAGUAAAGAGUAAAUAUUAGCUAUGUUUUUAAACCCAAUUUAUAAUUAAGAUAUGUAACUCAAAAUGUAUAAUUUAAACUAAGAUAAAAGAAAUAAUAAAGAAUAAAAAAUUUUAAAAUAUCAAACAAUAUCAACCACUAAAUUUUCUUGACCCCAACUAAAUCUUCUUUACAAAAAUAUUGUGCGACGCUUAUUUCCACAUAGAAAUGCAAAUGACCUUAGUUUGUUAAUGCGUUUGUUGUAGCAAUGCAAGCGUGCUCAAAAUAAAUACAUGCAUUUAAUAAGUAUAACGUAUCGUUAUUAAAAAUUUUCUCAAUUUUCUCACUUUUCCAAGGCUGACCAGAUUUGCUAUGCGGUUUUGUGCGUUUUCUCUUAUGUCGCCGCCGGGCAGGAGCAGAAGAAGAAUCCCGUUGUUAUCACGCCACAAAUACAGGACAUACACGCACAGCAAAAACAACAGCACGCACAACAGCAAAAGCAAUUACAACAACAACAACAUCAACAGCAGCAGCAGCAACCGCAUCCGAGCAGUAGCGGCGCUACAAGUCCACGCGCCUUGAUGGCUAAGCAAACAGCGGCGGCAACAACUACACCCAGCAACAAGUCGCCAUCAUUACCAACAACACAUCUGCCACCUCAACAAGGCACUGGUAAGAAUUCCACAAUCACCAUACGCCACACGAUGCCAAUGCAAAAGCCGACGGUGACAACGGCCACGGUGCAGCCACAGGCGAAGUUGCCGCAUGCCGCAUAUACCUCGCCAGCCACAAUCACUGCUGCGCCCAUGCAAACAACAAGCGCGUCUGGCGGCACAACAAUGCAACAACAUCAUCAACAACAACAGCAGCAGCAACAACAUCACCCACAAUCAAACUAUCAACAAGUGUCACCCGUUUCACCAAUACAGCAACAUGCACAUCAAUAUUCACAACAACACCAACCAACGCCACCAACUCACCAUGUGCCCUCCCACAGUCCAGUUAGCCGCACCAACAGCAGUGGCAGCACAACUGGUUCCUUACCACAAUUGCCGCCGCGCGUGCCCUCACAAACCUCAACUGAGAGCCUGCACUCCUCGCCACCAAUUGGCAAGACGCGCGGCUUACCAGCCGGACCACCGCCCGCAAUACCGCCACGCAGCGGCGCCAUGGCACGCGCUGGUUCCUUACAAGUACAUUCCUCGGCGGCGGCGGCGGCAACGUCGUCAGCCGCCAGCAACGCUCUAACGGGCGCACGUAACUUUGUGCGUCAAAUUUCAGCAAGUUCAACGCCACCACAAUACACACCGCAGCCACCGCCACCCUUCGUAAUACCCAAACGGCGCACCUCAUUGUCGCGUGCCUCCUCGGUUGCGUGUUCGGGUGCCGCAGGUGCAUCCCCAGCGAGUUCAAUGGGCGCUGUAGGCGGUCAACGACCCUCAUAUGGUAGUGUGAACAUGGGCAUGUCCCAGCAACAACAACCGCAGCAUCCUUCGUACCAGUCACAACAGCCACAACAACAGCAGCAACAAUCGACUGGUGCCAGCGGUGCCAACAAACACUGACGAAGGAGCUCAUUCUUUCGUUUUAGCGGCAGCAGCGGUGGCGGCGGUGGUGGUGGUCAUGCGGGUGUUGAACCACAGCCACGUGAGGUCUGCCGCACUAUUUGUAUUCCAUGGCUCUGAAAAAGUGACACAGAACGGGUAACUAACGCCAGCAAGCACUGGCUACUAAACUUUUCCGCUACAUAGAUGAGCUUUAUUAUUAACAUACCGAAAUCAAGGCAGCCACCCUGAAGGAAAAAUUUUACUAGGCUAGGUUAAUGAUUGGAUAGGCUAAUGAUCAUUUCGGGGAUUACGAAUGCCAAGUUUCUAAUUAAGUAAAAAGCUCAAACAUUUCUCAAAUUUUUAAAAUAAUUAUUUGGCAAAUACAGUGUAAAGAGUGUAAAACCAGAUUUUUAUUAAAUACAAUUUGCAGAAAUAUCGCCUCAUUUCACCUAUAUUUUAGCUUUUAUAAUAUGCACAUGAAACACCUUUUCCAAAUAAAACAGAAAACAUUAACAAGGUGUAACUAGUACUAGGCUAUCGACGAACCUUAGAAAAUAAAUCUCCCGAUUUAUCUUUAAAGAGUUCUGCAUGUGUGAAAUAAAUCUUUAAUAUCUGAUUAAAAAUUGUCGACAAAAAGAUUUCCUGUUAAAUGUACUUUAUAGAGAAUUCUGUGAGUAAUAGGUGGAUUUUUUUCCUAGCUACCGGGCAACACUUUCCAAAUAUUUUCAUUUAAUUUUGAAUUUUGUUUUUUACGAAACAAUUUUUCUCAUUUGAUGUAGAUGACAACUGAGAGUAAUUUAAUUUUUCGUAUUAAGACGUGCUAGUAGUAGACGAAAGGUCUAGUUUAUCUUUACUAAUCUUUUUCUCCAGGCAAUUUUGCUUAUCUGGUUGAAAUUUCGCAGUAAGCAGUACUUGGACGUACCUAGUGGCUCCCACUCAAAGUAUGUAUAUGUAAGCAAAGGACCGCCACUUAGCGGUCAAAAAAAUUUAUUGAAUUACUGUAUCUUACCAUAGUUUUAAAAUGGCUUAUGUUUGGUCGAUUCUGGAGAGCAAAAAGCAGAAAAUAUUUGGAAAAAUAUAGAACUUCGCCUAAGUCCUUAAACUAGUAUACGAGAAUCUAACUUCACAAAUGUCGCUAUAAAAUCAAUUAAAGAAAAAAAUGAUUGUCUCUGAAAUACAUAUACAUACCACAGAAUGGUAAAAUGUAUGAUCUUUAAGUUAUUUUUAAAAACUGCUCCUUAGAUGACUAUUUGAUCAAACUAAAACUUAAGCCUUGUUAACUGAGUCAAGUGAGUGUAGUCGUGGGUUCGAAACAAUUUCUGAUAACUAGACAAUAUCAGAAUUCAUGCUUACUGAUAACUCGAUUUUUCUCUAUAUACAGAAGGUAGUUGAAUAUUUCAAAAUAAACUGAAGAAUUUUCUGGUAGUAUAUACUGCUAAUUAAAUAUAUUUAUUUUGGGUAAGCAUGUCAUAAAAUGUAUGUGACCCUUUUCCAAUAAAAAAGUUUGUCAAAUUUGAUUAUGAUUUACAAAAGUAAUUGCUUCAUUAAAAAUUAUUCCCUUAAUGCAAAUUCAAGUCGUUAUCAAUUUUGAGUACCGUAAACGCACACAAAAUAACCGAAACAGUUUGUGCAAUAUAUAAAGUGGUGUUCGAGAUUCUAUCUAUAAUACGGUAAAACUAAUAUUUAAUAUUCAAAAUAUGAAAUGUACAAAUAAACAAUUUGAGGACAAAAAAAAUUAAGCAAAAAUUAAAAAUCAAAAUAAUCAACAAAUUCUACUAACCAGUUAUCUGGUAUACUGAAUCUAGUGUACUAUAAUAAAUGUAACAAAACAAAGUUUUUCAAAAACAUUUUUCUUAUUUACAUAAAAUUUACUUACUUGAACUUAACUGGCUUCUUAAAAUUUAUCGGUACAUAGCUUGUAAAUAUAAGUUUAUCAAAGUGACGAAAAUGAUGACAAAUUAUCAAGCCGUUUACUAUCGUUUAUUUAUUCUUUUUAACCACUAAAUGAUAAAUAAAGCUUUACAUGAUAUUUCAUAGAAAACCUUUAGUUCGCAUCUUUAAAUAAAGUUUCAACUUGGCUUGACAGAUAUUUCAAAAAAAUUAAUAAAUUAAAUAAUUAAAAGUAUGACUGCUUGUGUUUACCCAGUGCGGUGACCAUCACUAUUCCUUGGAGAGUCAUCUAAAAUCAAAUUGACACAAACUAAGUUUUAUUAAUAGAUAAUUUAUUGCUAGAUCGACUUUUUUUAUUUAACAAAAUAUAUUUCGGAUUUUCUGCAAAAACCAAUAAUUAAGUUCAUAACAUGUUUUCAAAAAUCUAUUUAAAUUUCAUUGAAAUCGACAGAGCGAUUUUCGACCAGUUCAAAAAACAUAGUUUUGAGGAAAACUCUUUAAAGUUUUACACGAACGUUCCAGACGCGUCCAAAAAACCUUUGCAAAUUGUCGAAUAACUCGAAAAGUAUUUGUAAAACAAGGCUGCUAUACUUUUAGAAUAUUCAAAAAAAAAAAAUUACAAAUAAUGAUUACCCCUAACCCCUUAAACAACUAUAAUGGUACUAUGUUCUUGUUUCCAAAGUUCUAAAAUUUAAAGUAAGAUUAAUUUAUAUACUAAUUUAACAGUUAUAAAUGCAACAAACAUAUAAUGUUAUUCAUAUGUAUAUAUAUAUGGUACAUGGGACCGUAUAUAAUAAUUUGCUAAAAAUUCGUGCCUGGCGCCUUCUUGUUGGUUUUCCAAGUGCAGUACUCUGACAACUUUUGAAAUACUAACAUUUAGAAUAUAAGAAAAAGUAGGUUUUAGUUAAAAAUACUACCAUGACAGCACCUAUCUGACCCUUAUUAUUUCUACAAACUUUGCAGAAGUACAAGUCGAUAAAAUUGUUUGAAAAUAGUAUGAAGCAACAAAAAAACUCUUCAAAAUUAGAUAUUUAUACACUGUGUAUAAUUUACAUAGGAAUACAUAUGUAUGUAUUUAACAUAAACACGUAACACUAAAUAGUUCCAUAACUAGCUUUAAUAUCAAUGUUAUCUGUUACACUGAAAGAGAGCAAAACUCAGUAAGAGUAUUACUAAAUACAGUAAGUAGAAUCGGCCACAGUGAGAAAACAAAAAUAACAAAUAUUUGUUAUCGAUAAUCGUAUACAAACAACAGAAACUAACUAUAUAAAAACGUUAUCAAAAAAUAUAUAUAUACAUAUACUUACGUCUACCAACAGGGAUGACGUGAUUUUGACAGCUCGUUGCGGCCAUAUUUGGGGAUUUGUGUUUAAUUUGGUCAAUGUGUUCAUUAAGGUUUGCCAUUUCAUCGUAUUACGUUUCACUUUUGUACAACACUUAGAAAAUGUCCAAGAUUAUUACGUAAAUUCACGUUCUCAGGUGGCUACUGUAAGAGCCCUUCGCGCAAAACACGGCGAUCUAAGAGGCGAUCAUUUCUGGCUUAAUGGCUUCUUCAACAAACAAAAUUGUCGCUAUUGGGGUGAUUUAAAUCCUCGUGUGGUUCAGCAAACGCAAUUGCCUCCCUAAAAGUUUACCGUUUGGUUCAGAUUGUGGUAUGGCGGCAUCGUCGGACCUUAUUUUUUUUUGAAUUGAGACAGGAAAUGUCGUUGCCAUCAAUGAAGAGCAUAAUAACACGAUGUUAACCGACAAGGCGGUGCGCCACUUCAAGUUUGACGUAUAAACAUGGACACAUUGCGUGCAAAGUUUGGUAACUCGUUUCGAGUAAUGGCCCAUAUCAAGUAUAAAUGGCCGCCAAGAUCAUGCUAUUUAACGCCUCUAGAUUAUUUUCUCUUGGAGUAUGUUAAAUCAAAGGUGUACGCCAAUCUACCAGCAACGCUCGUGGAGUUCGAAGACAACAUUCAGCGCACUACAAGUAUAGCCGAAAUGCUGCACAGGGUCAUAGAAAAUUGACGUAAACGGGUGGAACGGAACCGUGGUGGCCGAAAUUUAGUUCAAAUAAUAUAUGGCCCAAAGUAUCUGCAUAAAAAAACAAACCGAACUCAUUUUAAUCAAAUUUGAGUGUUUUAUUUAAUUUUAAUAACACGUCGUUCUUGUUGGUUGACCCUUUACAAGUAUAUAUACUUGUACAUAUGUAUGCAUAGCAGUACUUAUGUUUGAAGUUCUAAGAAAUAUACAAUAAUAUUUCUCAUCGCUUUAAAGCUUUUGACUAUACUUAUAUAUAUGUAUACAUAGCAUGUAUAUGGUAUAUAGAUAUUUGUAUUUAUUUUCGAUUAAUUUCGAUUAUUCGCUUAUUUUUAAUAAAUUUACUGUUUGAAAAUAUCAUCAAUUUGUAAUGAAAAAUAAUAAUAAUGACUAAAAAAUUUAUUGUUGUCUGCUGUAAGUGUGUAUCUUAAAAAAAAAGUAUUAAUUAUAUAACGAAAGUCGAUAAUAACGCGUUUAUAGUAGUUAAACUAAUGAGCACAAGCUGAAAAAUCAAUUGAAGGCAAUCUAGAUAGGGAAUGUAUGUAAUGCAAUGAAUUAAAUGUAAAUACUUGUAAUUAAAUUGUAA
This is a messenger RNA of Bactrocera oleae (olive fruit fly), 15893 nucleotides long. NCBI's taxonomy places the organism in Eukaryota, Metazoa, Arthropoda, Insecta, Diptera, Tephritidae. The record is from RefSeq and is a predicted model, not a curated record.